GAUAUGAUGGCCGCGAAGAUGGAACUCGCAGAGCUCUACGAGAUAAACGAUGACCCGAAACGGAAAGAAUUUCUUGAUGACCUGUUUUCGUUUAUGCAAAAAAGGGGAACGCCAAUCAACAGACUACCCAUAAUGGCGAAGUCGGUGCUAGAUCUCUACGAAUUGUACAACCUGGUGAUAGCGAGAGGGGGAUUGGUAGAUGUUAUAAAUAAAAAAUUGUGGCAGGAAAUAAUUAAAGGACUGCACUUGCCCUCGUCUAUCACAUCUGCUGCGUUUACUCUCCGCACACAAUACAUGAAGUACCUCUACCCCUACGAAUGCGAGAAGCGUCGGUUGAGCACUCCGGCCGAACUGCAGGCCGCCAUCGACGGCAACCGUCGAGAAGGCCGCAGAAGCAGUUACGGUCAGUACGAUUCCAUGCAGAGGUCGCCCAACCCCAACCUGCAGAUGUCCUCCUUGUCGCUUGUAUCCCAGCAGCAGCAACAACAGCUGGCCGCCCGUAUGAUGGGUAGCGGCAUCAACCUGCACAACGGAGCGCACCACCCCAGUCAUCCCCAACCCAUGGGGCAACCGAUAAAUGGAGGACCGCUCCCUGGUCUAGCCCCUAGCGAAUUCGAGGCCCGCAUGAUGGAGUACGUGAAACUCCUCAACAAGGAAAUCAGGAGUUCGGCUGCCACGCCGCCCAGGCAAGGCGACGUUUCGCCGCCGAACGCCACUUCCCCCCUCAAUCAGUUGGAAAUGUCGCGGAUGACGCUUUGGAAUUUAUAUAACAACAAUCAGCCUCCUGUGGAGCCGCAGAAGGAGCCAAUGAAUCUGUCGGAACCAUCGGCGACGGUGAAACGGGAGCCAGAGUGCCGAGAUUCACCACCACCCGCGAAGAGGAUGUCCAAAGAAGAAGAAGAGCCCGAACCUCCUAAGGAGCACUCUCCUGCGACACAUAUCAAGAUAAACAGUAGAGGAGAUUCCCGCAACGGGGACAACUCCCUCGUAGUCAGCAUGGAACUCAACGGCGUUACCUACCAGGGCGUCCUGUUUGCGCAGAACACGCCAUCUAGCAACCGAACGGCCUUGGCGUCCUAAGCGCUCGUUCUUCGUCCGAUAGAGAGCGCCUACCCGACUUUUGUAUUUAUUUUUUUUACAGUGUUCUAGCCUAUCAUAGUGUGUAUAGAGACUACAUGCACAAACACCACUCUAUCGAAGACUCUAUUGUGAAUUUUGUUAGAUUUUUUUAUACUUAAUUAGUUUUUUGUCUCUCGAAAUUUAUCAAUCGAGCAUGUGAUUUUUAAAUUAUACUGUAGCCUUUUUUUGUGAAGGAUAGGUUGUAAGGAUCGUGCCCGUGGCCAGUUUUACACGCUAGCAGCUUUUACAUAGUUGUUAUGAAAUUUUAUGUUAGCAGUAACAAUUUUGGAACAGAGCGUGUAUUUUUUUUAAACCGUGCCAUUUGGUCUUUCACUGCUUGUAGAAACAAGGCUGUUUAUUCUGCUGUCGAUGGCUCGCAACUGAAUUAACAUAUUAACAUACCUUUUUCAUAGCAAGUUUUUCUGCGGAUGAAACCUGUAAGUAUUCACUUUCUGAAGUAAGAAGUUUAUUACAAAUAAUUACAAAAAUAUUUACUAUUAAUUAUUUAUUAACAAAUUAUCUAUUUUCAGUUAUCACUCUAUCAAUGUAAAUAAAUCAUUAAUGUAAGGAUAAUAUUAUUAAGCUGCAUUUUCAUUUUGUUGAAGUUUCUUACUCUCAACUAAUAUGUUUUUGCAACAAAAAAAUUGUGAAUUAUGAAUGACUUUUAAUUUACAUUGAUAUAUCGGCUGGGGACUAUAUACAGGGUGG
Anoplophora glabripennis (Asian longhorned beetle) is the source of this 1827-nucleotide messenger RNA. Its product is annotated as protein dead ringer-like. The transcript has 5 exons. Gene Ontology annotation, molecular function: DNA binding. The record is from RefSeq and is a predicted model, not a curated record. The coding region runs from base 4 to 1080 and encodes 358 amino acids. Lineage: Eukaryota; Metazoa; Arthropoda; Insecta; Coleoptera; Cerambycidae. Gene Ontology annotation, biological process: regulation of transcription by RNA polymerase II. Gene Ontology annotation, cellular component: nucleus.